CAGUCAACUUCCAGUGAUCAGAGGUUCAGAGGAGCAGCAAUUCUCUUAACACUUGUAGUCCCUCAUACCUAACGGUUAACCUUAGCGCUUUAAAAAAAAAACAUUAAUUCUCUCAAAACCAUGGCCCGUUACGAAGAAGUGAACGUACGUGGUUAUGAAGAAUUCUGUAAAGCUGUGUCUGAGAGAAAAGGAAAGGAUGUUUUUGCUUAUUUUUCAGGGGAUAAAGACGCCCAAGGAAAGAGCUGGUGUCCAGAUUGUGUUAAAGCUGAGCCAGUAGUCAGAGGAGAGAUGACUCACCUUCCUGAGGGUUCUGUCUUCAUCUACUGUCAAGUUGGAGAAAGAGCCUAUUGGAAGGAUCCUAAUAAUGACUUCAAGAAGACACUGAGGUUGAGCGGAGUUCCCACGCUGCUGCGAUAUGGAACACCGCAGAAGCUGGUGGAGGAGGAAUGCCUCAAAGCAGAGCUGGUGAGGAUGAUGUUCACUGAAGACUGAGGGACCCUGAGCAGUUCACAUCACUCAUAAAGAAUUCAACAUUUCACUGCAAAUCCAAUUAAACACCAUUCAGUUUCAGCACUACUGCAUCACUGAAUAUAAAUAACCAUGCACACCCAACAUCUCCUUCUGUAAUCCGAUGCAAAUCAGCAACAGUAUAAGUUUACAACCCAAAUAAUACAUCUCAUUUAUAAUACACAACCAUCAUGGUGAUUUAGUACUGAAAUGUCUUCAAGGACAUAGGAAGGAUUUAGCUCAUACACAUUUAUAUGUGCAAUCAAUCAAUGCUGAAUUGUAAUUCUAAGGUUGAUACGUGUCUUCUCAUGUAAUGUCAAACACACUAGUUAGUGAUAAUAAAAAAAGAAAAUCUUGAAUUUUUUUUAUUAUUAUUUAGUAUUUUACUGUGACUGUUUAUGCAUUUGAUUUUUGCUGCCUUGCUGUAGGCCUUGAAUAAAGUGAGACUUGAUGUUGAA
Messenger RNA from Acanthochromis polyacanthus (spiny chromis), 965 nucleotides. It is a transcript of the gene txndc17, whose product is annotated as thioredoxin domain containing 17. Gene Ontology annotation, molecular function: protein-disulfide reductase [NAD(P)H] activity. Gene Ontology annotation, cellular component: cytosol. Lineage: Eukaryota; Metazoa; Chordata; Actinopteri; Pomacentridae. The transcript has 4 exons. The record is from RefSeq and is a predicted model, not a curated record. Bases 121 to 492 code for a protein of 123 amino acids.